Arachis ipaensis is the source of this 936-nucleotide messenger RNA. The record is from RefSeq and is a predicted model, not a curated record. Lineage: Eukaryota; Viridiplantae; Streptophyta; Magnoliopsida; Fabales; Fabaceae.
AUGGUCGAAAACUGCUUAUGCUCAACGGGAUUCUACCACGUCUCUAGAAUUGGGUUCAUAAAAGGAUUUUAUCCCUUAUUAGCUGCUUUGGUGAGGUGGAGGCCAGAAACCCAUACCUUUGUAUUGCCGGUGGGUGAGGUUACUGUGACACUGGAAGAUGUCGCUCAAACAUUUGGCCUACUCAUUGAUGGAGAGCCUGUGAGCGGCUGGACAGAUAGUAGUGGCGACUUCCUACAGAGUCAAAGCAUCGCGAUAUUCGGUCGCGAACCGGUUGUCAGUAGUUCUUCGAAAUCUUUUACAAAGAUGGGUUGGGUUCGGGGUAUCAGAGACGCAGAGCCAUUGGACACCGAGAAGUCUAUUAAGAGAUAUGUCAUAUGCCAGAUUUUCUAUUUGUUGGGUUCGACCCAAUUCACGGAUAAGUCGACCGCAUAUGCUCACGCAAAGUAUCUACCGUUGCUUCGCGAUUUCGAGUGGAUCCAUACUUAUAGUUGGGGGUCAGCUUGUCUCGCGCAUCUUUACAGGGCACUAUGCCAUGCAUCACGGUGGAGUCAGUCCUAUCGGAGCUCAGCGUGGUUAUCGAAGACCAUAGCGAUAUUUAGGCAGGAAAUAGACUACAUGGAUGAGUUUGUGUGGCGGCCGUACGAAGGGUUGAUCAUACCCGACGAGUUACAUGGACACUUUGAGGUGUGUGACAUCGUUGUUCUGUUAGUGUCGUUCGAGUGUGUUGAAUGGCACCAUGCGAACCAAGUGAUGCGUCAAUUUGGGUAUGCACAACCCCCUCCGCCAGUAGCAAGAGACGUUCCAUCGAGAGAAUAUUGCAUCACUCUUCGCGGAAUACAGCUUUAUGACUGGACAGUUUUACAUGGGGGAUGGAUUGAGGAAUGGGGCAACCGUCGGAACACUCAGUUGCAGUAUCUGCACCCCCUUCCGACUUAG